Molecule: messenger RNA, 2322 nt
Organism: Haliotis rufescens (red abalone)
Lineage: Eukaryota; Metazoa; Mollusca; Gastropoda; Lepetellida; Haliotidae
Product: phosphatidylinositol phosphatase PTPRQ-like
Exons: 12
Coding region: 113-1567 (484 amino acids)
Biological process (GO): axon guidance
Cellular component (GO): neuron projection
Molecular function (GO): protein binding; transmembrane-ephrin receptor activity
Source: RefSeq, a predicted model, not a curated record
AUAGCGGUCAAGUAUCUUGUUCAGGUACAAAGGUUCGCCAAGUGUAACCUUAAUUCUCGCCGGCUCCCGUUGCUGAGAUUUCUCGCACAAUCGACACAUAUUGACUUUAAAGAUGGCUACCCCUUUGAAGUACAGCUUAUUUCUCGUGGAAGUCCUCGUUCUAGCUGUGAUUCGGAGCUCCUCAUCUACGACAACAGAGGUCACGCCAGCAACGGUGACAGCUACAGCUAUCCCCGGCCUCGGUGACAGGUGCACGACGGAGUGCAGUCCCCCCGACAUGGUGGAGUGUGUGAACCAUGUGUGUCAGUGUAUACCUCCCCUCAAUAGUACUGGCAAAUACUGUGUCACCGAUCCGGGUGAGGUUGGGGAUUUCAGCUUCACCAAUGUGACGAACUCCUCUGUGAGCCUUUCUUGGGAUCGGCCCACGACACCGGGUGUUAUACAGUAUUAUGAUAUAGUUUUCAAUGCUAAUGGAGUGUGUUCGCAAGAGGUUUUGCUCACCUGCACGGAGACUGCCCAAAUGUCGGGAUCAUGCCAAUUUGUCUUCACUACUUCACUACCCAGUUGUUACGGCAACAUCUCUUUUGACGUUUCCUCGCUGCAACCUUACACAAACUACACCAUUAGCAUCGCUGCCAGAAAUGAGUUAUAUGAUGGAACAAAUUCAACGUUAACCAUUGAAACGGAUAUAUCAGCCCCUUUACAACCAAGCAACGUCGUAGCAACCGUUCUGAACGCCACCGCCAUCCAUGUGUCCUGGUCACAACCGUCACACGAUAACGGCCCCACCUGGUACAACGUCACCGUGUUGGAGGCCACGGGGAGACGCUCGUCAAACUUCACCCUCAAGACAACAGUACAAGUUGAUGGGUUCAAUACAACGUCAUGUGAGGUACCAGGUCUCCUAAGUUCGUGGGAGUACAAGUUCACGGUGACGGCAUACACUCCCGCAGGCUCUGCGCAGGCUCCAAACACGUCAGGUGUCGUAAUGACGUUUCCAGCAGAGCCUGGUCCAGUGGAGAACCUGACUGCCUCUGCUCUCCCCGAGCCCUACUUUGGAAUGAUAUUAACGUGGGAUUGUCCCGAGGAGAAACAGAGGAAUGGCCGCAUAAUGAACUACACCAUCCACUACAAGGGCGGUGUAUCAAAAGUGGAGCAUUACGGGAGAUACACACCAGAGGAUCCAUGCACGGACACGAAGUCAGUGUUGGUGCCGAUGGCGCCCGUUAUCAACUAUACGUUUACCGUUUUUGCAAAUGCAGAAUUUACAGGGAAAAAGACGUCUAUUAUUUCAAGAAUGGAUCCUAAUAGUAUGGUGUUUGUGCUGCCGGCAAGGGCCAAAGACAUUCAGUCCUCCAAAAGUGUGCUCAUCGUCUCAGCCGUGUGUGGUACCGUGAUAGUCGUCCUCCUUGCUGUCCUGAUAUUGUUGGUUAUAUACACCCGCAUCCUUCCCUCUAGAAGAACAAACGAUACUAAAAGAGACAAGCGUGACGCUACCGGAAUAUCAAAUCGUUCCUAUCGCAGUUUAAAUGAUGACCAGAUGGGGGACAAGCCGUACAUGAGAUAAUGAGAGUGUCAAACAUGACCAGAGAGAGGACAUGUCACGACGUUUCAUGACCACAGUUACUUUGGUCACAGACAUUUAAUUCAAUAUCCACACACAACUAAAUCGACUCCGCUAUCUUUUUCAAAUAAUUCUGAAACAAGAGCAUUCAACAGAUGCAAGCAUAAUGCUAUCCACAUGUUAGCAUGGGUAUAACUGCACGAACAAUUAGUUCACCCUUUCAGAUUUAACAUUAUUUCUUCAGCCGCAUCCUUCCCUCUAGAAGAACAUACGAUACCAAAAAAGACAAGCGUGACUUCAACGGAAUAUCAAAUCGUUCCUACCACAGUUUCAAUGAUUAACAUAUGGGGGAGACGCCAUACAAGAGAUGAAGAGGACAGUGUCAAACAGGACCAGAGAGAGGACAUUUCACGACAUUUCAUUCGUAGUGUGAAAAAGUUACCCAUGUUUAGCAACAUUAGGUCUCUGUUGUCUUCAGAACCACGCCACUGGGUGAUGCAGUGAUUCCCUGAGAGUUCAUCAGGGUAUGCGUGGAACACGAUAGAUAACUAAAGAUAAAUAUAUAUUGUUUUAUGGACCUCAGUAAGUAAAGAAGCUAAUUAUCUUCUUAUCCGUUUGUGUUUUAUGUGAUGCCGAUAACUAAUAAUCAAAUAUCAAUUGUACAAUUGAAGAAACGUCUGCAUGGUCUAGAGUGACCACACAAAGGAAAUGUAUCUCUAAUAACAUAUGAAACUGCACAAUAAAAUGUUUUAUUGAUA